Messenger RNA from Anisakis simplex (herring worm), 684 nucleotides. The record is from the annotation of a GenBank genome assembly. Lineage: Eukaryota; Metazoa; Nematoda; Chromadorea; Rhabditida; Anisakidae.
AUGGCUGAUGAGUCAAGUAUCGAGAAGGGGAGUGUGGACGAAGAGAGUGAGGAGAACACAUCGGAAGCAACUGAAGAAUCAACAAUCGAAGAUCUACCCAAAUCCGCAAUUCUCAGUGACAAAUCCAGAGUAUCGCUAGCCACCAGCCAUGUCAGUUUUGAUGCGGCCAUCCUCCCUGACAAGAUCGAUGACAGCCAACGGAAAUCCGCCGAUUCCAAACGAUCCGUCAGUUUGUUUAUUAUUUAUUAUUAUUAUAUUUACUAUAUUUAUUAUUAUAUUUACUAUAUUUAUUAUUAUAUUUACUAUAUUUAUUAUUAUAUUUACUAUAUUUAUUAUUAUAUUUACUAUAUUUAUUAUUAUAUUUANCAAUUACCCCGUGGAUUGAGCUGGCCUACAACGUCACUAUUCCUUGUGGCUGAUCUCGUUGGCGGAGGCAUUGUGGCCAUGCCUGUGGCGUUUAUUAAUACUGGUGUGAUAAAUAUUUAUUAUUUAUUAUAUUUAUUAUUAUUAUAUUUAUUAUUAUAUUUAUUAUUUAUUAUUAUUAUAUUUAUUAUUAUAAUAAUUAUUAUUAUAUUUAUUCAAAUACUAAUGUUCCAAAGCGUGUCUGCACAUCAAGAAUUUUGCGACAUCGGCUAUGUUCCAAAUCAAAAUUUCUCAUUAUUAUUUAUUAUUAUUGUUAUGUAG